AUAUAACCCACCGAUCUGAUGACGAGAAUUCAUAUCAGUGAUAUCGCCCCAGCUGUCGCCUGAUUGUAUAUUAUGUAGUUGCAAAGAUACCUUAGAGCUUUCGCGGAGACCGUUGAAAGACCUCUAGUUAAAUCUUCAAUCGCUUAUUAAUAAGUUAUUAUUUCAGAAUUUCCUUACCAGUGACUGGUAUUCACUUUCAUCCUACUACACUCAACAUGGAUAAAACGACUCGAAAUGCGUGUUUAGAUGGCGCUCGCGCAACAGACGAGCAUGUUUGCCAGUACGGACAUGAGAAAUAUCGCCGCCAGAGUUCCCCGCGUAUUUUCGCCGGAGUGUCCAGUCCACUGCCCAUGUAUUCAGAUUCUUCGGAAAGUCAGGAGGAUGAAAUCCCAGCUGGUCUUGGAGGCCCUCCUGCAUCCCUGGAGUCUCGGCUGGAAGAAGCACAGAGGAAGAUCAUCCUAUUACAGCAGGAAAAGAAAGAUGCUGUCCGUAAGCUGAAAGAAGUUUCAAAGAUGAACAGUCGAUGGCAGAAGUACGAUAAGGAGAGGGAGGUUUUGGUGGUGAAGCUUACCACACAAGCUAAGCAAGCAGAGGACACAGUCAAAUGUCUGGAGAUAAAGCUCGCCGAUCAACGGAACAGGAAUGAGGAGCUGGAGCUGAGGUGGACAGACGCUCGAGUGCGGGCCGCCGAGCGCAAGUCGGAAGUGGAGAGGAUACAGAGAGAGCACGAGACUGUCAAGCACGCCCUGAAGCAGUCAGAGAAGAAGCGGCAAGAGAUGGCUAAGGCAUCGUCCAAGGAGGAGGAGACCGAGAGGUGCAGGAGAGAUGCAGGAAAGGACAGAGACUUGUAUCAUAUGAGCAAGAGAGUAGUAGACCUCAAGGAGAGAGUGGAUUUCCUAGAAAAACAAGUGGCCUCUCAUAAAGCUGAUAUAGACCAGCAAGCCGACCUCUAUACUCAACAGAUUUCAAUUUGCCUUGAUGAUUUCAAACAUGAAAAGAAGGACAGGGAACAGAGCCAGAAGGAGAAUGCUGAACUAAAAAACCAACUCAAGAAAGCUGAGGAUUUUGCAAGUUCUCUCAAAGUUCAGAUUACAAGAUAUCAAGAUCAACAAAGGGCCCGGCCUUCUAGGUUCGUCAAACCAGCUACCCACCAUGUACAGAGAUACUAUGCGAACAUGUAUGAUGAGAAUUUAGACUCUUGGGAUGAUGCAGGCUACGCCCUCCCGAGUGAUGUAGUCCGUGAUGAGCCCGACCGGGGGUUAGAGAUGCCGGCCAUCCAACGCCCUAAGACGAUAGCUAUCGUGGAUCCUCCCCCUCAGUACGAUGAUCGCUCAAUAUUGGGACACGUCGUCACAUCUCCUCCAAAAACCUACCAGAUCGGAAGAGUAGCAACGGCACAGAAGAGUCGGGAGGAUGACUUGGUGUUGCAUUGAUCUGUGCAUCUAUUGAAUAUUAUGAAUCCAUGUUAUUUAUUUACUUAUUUAUUUGUAUACUCAGGGAUAAACAUUCCAUUCUUGGAACUCACUCCUUAAAACUGUGGUGUCAGAAAUGCACCACUGGUGUUCACAAAAGACUAUUUCACCAGUGGUGAAAUAUGGGGUUAGUUGAGCACCCUGUGGUGCUAUCAUGACAUAUUUUGGUUUUAUUGUUAACUCUGGUGUUGUGUUAAAUCUUCAGGAAGUAAGUGCAACACCUGUGGUCCUCUUGGAACACUGACCGGUGUUCUUUCUUAACACCUUAGGUGUUGCAUUGAGGGCUUGAUGAUAAAUUGAUAUUUAGGAUAAUUUUAAAGUAGUAUGAUAAAUUUCAAAGGACAUUGAAUUCUCCUCUUGAAGAAGAAUUAAUAUAGCCCCCAUCACAGCAAUUGUGAACGAAAUGCGUAUUAAGGAUCACAUCAAUGCCAUAAAAUACAUCUCCAGUAUUUGCUUGUUUUUGCAUUCCAACUAUCAAAAGUUGAUUGACUAGAAUGAAAUUUACUUAUUUAGGGCUGAAGUACAAAGUGAUAUUGCAUUCGAAAUAGAAAAAUAUCACUUUCCACCUUGUAUUUUUAUACAUCAUUUAUACAGCAGUACUAAGAGGUUAAUUUGAAUAAAUUGUUUCAUUCUUACAGUAUUAAAUAGUAUGCACUUUCAUGUUUUUGCUUUUCAGUGGGAGAAGACAUAAAAGUAUUUCCUACUUGGUGGUAAAAUAUUUCGGCAGUCUGUAUUAAGUUGUUUGCUUUAAGUUUUGCAAAUCCACAUUAGUAUUUCUGUUAGAUAAGUCUUAAAAAAUUUUUUUUCAAGGUCCCCCAAAUUCUGUAAUUUAUUCUCUUAUUCAUUGAUUCUCUUAAUUAGGAAAAAUUUCAUUACUAAUAAAGAAAUUAUUUUUUGAAGAUUUUUUCCCCAUAUUUCAUUUCUAUGAAAUAAAUGCAUCUGUAUUCGACUGAUUGAUUAAGAGUCUUCCAAUCAAAUAAACAUUAAACAUUGUUUUUUUUCAGUGAAAAAUUACUGAAUUUUAUUAUAAAUUAAUCAUUCAAGGGUUAGUGCAAUUAGUGGUAUAUACUACAUUUCUUGUUUGUAUUUAUGUAUUUCUUUAAGGGGGGAUUAGGGAGUGAUGAUGGCUUUAAUCAAACAUACAAUAAUGAUGUUUGGGAAUUGGUGGGCAUUUUAAUUACAUUGCAAUAUGAAUGUGGAAAUUUAGGUUUAUUGUAAUUUCUUGACAUCAGUUUCUACAUCUAUUCAAGAGAAUUCAGACUGUGAUACCUGGACUGUCAUUGUUUAUUUCUUUAUGUAUUUUCGGAAUAUGAUACAAGAACAUGUACUUGUAAAUGUAACUUCAUGUUGUUUUCAAACACUUUUUAUGUAGUUGAAACUUGAAAGUUGAAAUACACAGUAUUUGGUACAUAUUUUGCGUAUGAAUGUUACUUUGUUUUCAUGUUUACUGGUUGAACAUUUUUUACCGAUUAAUCUUUCUUACUAUGUGGUGCUUCAAUACAGGCAAACUUCUCUAAGUAUCAGUGGGCCUGGAUUAUUAUAUUAAAGUUCGACCAAAUUGGUUUGAUAAAAAAACCCAGUUCACUGUGUGGACCUGAAUUCGUAUAGUACAUUUGUACUUUUGUUGUGGUAGGAAUUGUUGAAAAAGUGCAAGGCACUUAAAGUUCUUUUUCUCCUAUGGAGAUUUUGUUUAUCAGUGGCAAAUGGAUUAUACUU
Molecule: messenger RNA, 3188 nt
Organism: Lytechinus pictus (painted urchin)
Lineage: Eukaryota; Metazoa; Echinodermata; Echinoidea; Temnopleuroida; Toxopneustidae
Product: centrosomal protein of 55 kDa-like
Exons: 6
Coding region: 216-1433 (405 amino acids)
Biological process (GO): mitotic cytokinesis; regulation of phosphatidylinositol 3-kinase/protein kinase B signal transduction
Source: RefSeq, a predicted model, not a curated record